AUGGCCGCCCGGUGCCGCCUCGCCGCACGCUUCCACCACGUCCACGGGGCCAACGUCCGCCUGGACACCUCGCGCACGCGGGCCACCCGGGUGCAGAGCUUUGCCAACGGGCUCUGCUUCAGCCAGGAGCCUCUGGAGCCAGGGCAGGUCUUCCUGGUGGAGAUUGAGGAGAAGGAGGGGGGCUGGUGUGGGCACCUGCGUGUGGGGCUGACGGCCCUCGACCCGCAGUGCCUGGAGAUGGUGCCCGAGUACUCGCUGCCAGACCUGGUCAACCUGGGGGAUACCUGGGUGUUUGCCAUCACCCGCAGCCACAACCGCGUGGCAGUGGAGGGUGAGGCGGUGGUGCCAGCACAGGGCUCCCCCUGGGACCCCUUCCUGCGGAUCGAGCAGGUGCGGAUCCCCCGUGACACGCUGGUGGGGCGCAGCCGGCCCGGGCGCUACAGCCACAUCCUGGAUGACCUCUACAAGAGCAAUGUGCUGCCCGCCACCGCGCGGCGCAGCCGGAUCGGGGUGCUAUAUGCCCUGCAGCCUGAUGGCACUGCCGACAUGCACAUCAUCAUCAACGGAGAGGACAUGGGGCCCAGUGCCCGGCGUCUGCCCGCUGCCCGCCCGCUCUACGCCGUGGUUGACGUCUUCGCCUCCACCAAGAGUGUCCGGGUCAUCCCAGUGGAAUAUGGCUUCCCCUCCCUGCAGACCCUCUGCCGGCUGGUCAUCCAGAAGCACAUCAUCCACCGCCUGGCCAUUGAGGGCCUGGACCUGCCCCCACCACUGAAGAGCUUCUGCCAACAUGAGUGAGGCCUUGAGGGGCUGCCCUGGGCUGAGCAAUAAAAGCGAUUCCAGCCAGAAA
Molecule: messenger RNA, 847 nt
Organism: Apus apus (common swift)
Lineage: Eukaryota; Metazoa; Chordata; Aves; Apodiformes; Apodidae
Gene: NEURL2
Product: neuralized E3 ubiquitin protein ligase 2
Exons: 2
Coding region: 1-795 (264 amino acids)
Biological process (GO): intracellular signal transduction
Molecular function (GO): ubiquitin protein ligase activity
Source: RefSeq, a predicted model, not a curated record